CUGGUUCAAUUUCGACGCGCGCAGCUGCUUGCGACGCCGGCACGCUCAUGAUCGUCAGCACCAUUGCGACCACGUCACUGGAGGAGGUGCGCGACGCGGCGCCAGAUGGCCGCAGUUGGUUCCAGCUGUAUGUGUACAGGGACCGCGAUGUCACGCGUGCCCUCGUGCGACGCGCCGAGCAGGCUGGCUACUCUGCCCUGGUGCUCACCGUCGACACGCCUUACUUCGGGCAGCGGGUGGCCGACGUCAAACACAAGUUCGCCUUGCCGCCGGCACUCAAGAUGGCCAACUUCAACGAAGCGGACUUCCAAAACGUGGUAUCAGCACCGGAAGGGGGUUCAGGCCUGUCAACGUACGCGUCUGCGCUUUUUGACCCUUCGCUGACGUGGAAAGACGUGGAUUGGUUACGAAGUAUCACCCACCUGCCAAUCAUUGUCAAAGGUAUCCUCAGAGCUGACGAUGCCGUCGAGGCUGUGAAUCACGGUGCAGCCGCCAUACUGGUGUCCAAUCACGGCGCCCGACAGAUGGACGGAGAACCAUCAACGAUCGAGUGCCUGCCAGAAGUGGUCCGUUCAGUGGCGGGUCGCUGUGAUGUGUACCUGGAUGGCGGCGUGCGCUGUGGCACCGACGUUGCCAAAGCGCUGUGCCUGGGUGCCCGGGCCGUGUUCAUCGGCAGGCCUGUUCUCUGGGGGCUCGCCUACAAGGGAAAAGAAGGCGUGGACCAGGUACUGGCCAUUCUGCGGUCGGAGUUUGACCGCGCCAUGGGACUUCUGGGUUGCCGCUCCACAUGCGAUCUCACGCCAGACCUCGUGGUUCGCGAAGAACGCUACUCCAAGCUGUGACUCGGCUUUCUUUCCUCUCAUAGUUCAUUGAAUAAAACAGGGAAUGUGCAACUUGCAAA
Molecule: messenger RNA, 901 nt
Organism: Dermacentor silvarum
Lineage: Eukaryota; Metazoa; Arthropoda; Arachnida; Ixodida; Ixodidae
Product: 2-Hydroxyacid oxidase 1
Exons: 6
Coding region: 48-842 (264 amino acids)
Molecular function (GO): oxidoreductase activity; FMN binding
Source: RefSeq, a predicted model, not a curated record